AAACCACUAAAAACCUCUUUUACUAGCUAGUUCCUUAAUUUACUCUCCAAAAAUAAAAGUUCAUUUAAUUUUCUUCUUCUUAAUAUUUCAAGCUUAGAUUUUCGAAGAAGAUAUAUAUAUAUAUAGAAGAAAUAUUAUAUAUCAUUCCAUAUAUUGAUAUAUGGCUGGUAGUUUGUUUGAUGAAGAAUGUGAUUACUUGUUUAAAAUGGUUUUGAUAGGGGAUUCAGCAGUUGGGAAAUCAAAUCUUUUGUCAAGGUUUGCUAAAGAUGAGUUUCGUCUUGAUUCUAAGCCGACGAUCGGGGUUGAAUUUGCUUAUCGGAAUGUUAAGAUCAAAGACAAGAUCGCUAAAGCUCAAAUAUGGGACACUGCUGGACAAGAGAGAUUUAGAGCUAUAACAAGUUCAUACUAUCGUGGAGCACUAGGCGCUAUGUUGGUCUAUGACAUAACACGAAGGGUAACCUUUGAAAACUUGAGGAAAUGGUUACAUGAGCUAAGGGAGUAUGGAAAUCGCGACAUGGUGAUUAUUCUUGUUGGCAAUAAAUCCGACUUGGUUGACGCUAGAGAAGUAAAGGCCGAAGACGGUCAAAGUCUUGCUCAACUUGAGGAUUUAUGUUUUAUGGAGACUUCUGCAAAAGAGAAUUUAAAUGUAGAAGAUGCAUUUCUUCAAAUGAUCACAAAAAUAUUUGAAAUUGCAAGUCAAAAAAGCCUUGAAGCCAAGGAAAAAGAACCAACAAAGCAAGCUCUUGAUGGGAGAAAAGAAAUUAUAUAUGUUGUGGAUGAAGUAAGUGCUACUAAACAAACUAAUUGUUGUACAAGUUGAUUAAUUAGUUGAAUAGAAUGUUUGUAUCAUUUUAAAUUUUCAAAAUAGUAUGACCAUAUUGAAAGCAA
This is a messenger RNA of Erigeron canadensis, 888 nucleotides long. RefSeq names its product ras-related protein RABA6a-like. Gene Ontology annotation, cellular component: endosome. The record is from RefSeq and is a predicted model, not a curated record. The transcript has 2 exons. Gene Ontology annotation, molecular function: GTPase activity; GTP binding. NCBI's taxonomy places the organism in Eukaryota, Viridiplantae, Streptophyta, Magnoliopsida, Asterales, Asteraceae. Bases 161 to 820 code for a protein of 219 amino acids.